This is a messenger RNA of Manacus vitellinus (golden-collared manakin), 6425 nucleotides long. It is a transcript of the gene ROCK2, whose product is annotated as Rho associated coiled-coil containing protein kinase 2. Gene Ontology annotation, molecular function: ATP binding; small GTPase binding; Rho-dependent protein serine/threonine kinase activity. The record is from RefSeq and is a predicted model, not a curated record. Lineage: Eukaryota; Metazoa; Chordata; Aves; Passeriformes; Pipridae. Gene Ontology annotation, cellular component: cytoskeleton; cytoplasm; centrosome. The coding region runs from base 50 to 4300 and encodes 1416 amino acids. The transcript is spliced from 34 exons. Gene Ontology annotation, biological process: mitotic cytokinesis; regulation of cell junction assembly; regulation of actin cytoskeleton organization.
GAAGUGUCGGCGCUCCCUGGCGGCCGAGGGCGCCGGAGCCGCGGCGGGGAUGCUCGAGGGCCGCCAGAGGAAGCUGGAGUCCAUGAUCCGCGACCCGCGCUCCCCGGUCAACGUGGAGAGCCUUCUGGACGGCUUGAAUUCUUUGGUCCUUGAUCUGGAUUAUCCAGCACUGAGGAAGAACAAGAACAUUGAUAAUUUCUUAAAUAGAUAUGAGAAGAUUGUGGAAAAAAUCCGAGCUUUACAAAUGAAAGCUGAAGACUAUGAUGUUGUAAAGGUGAUUGGAAGAGGGGCUUUUGGAGAAGUGCAGCUGGUUCGCCAUAAAAUGACACAGAAAGUUUAUGCAAUGAAGCUACUUAGUAAAUUUGAAAUGAUCAAGAGAUCAGAUUCAGCCUUUUUCUGGGAAGAAAGAGAUAUCAUGGCCUUCGCCAACAGUCCGUGGGUGGUUCAGCUAUUUUGUGCCUUUCAAGAUGACAAGUACUUGUACAUGGUAAUGGAAUACAUGCCAGGUGGAGAUCUUGUAAACCUUAUGAGCAAUUACGAUGUGCCUGAGAAAUGGGCCAAGUUCUACACAGCCGAAGUUGUUCUUGCUCUUGAUGCAAUUCACUCCAUGGGCUUGAUACACAGAGAUGUGAAGCCUGACAAUAUGCUUUUAGAUAAACAUGGGCAUCUGAAGCUGGCAGAUUUUGGCACUUGUAUGAAAAUGGAUGAAACAGGAAUGGUGCGCUGCGACACAGCCGUGGGAACCCCCGACUACAUAUCGCCCGAAGUCCUGAAGUCGCAGGGGGGUGAUGGUUACUAUGGACGGGAGUGUGACUGGUGGUCUGUAGGGGUGUUCCUUUUUGAGAUGUUGGUUGGCGAUACUCCUUUUUAUGCAGACUCACUAGUAGGAACAUACAGUAAAAUUAUGGAUCAUAAGAACUCAUUACAUUUCCCGGAUGACGUGGAAAUCUCUAAGCAUGCGAAGAACCUUAUCUGUGCCUUUUUAACUGAUAGGGAUGUGCGACUUGGGAGAAAUGGGGUAGAAGAAAUAAAGCAUCACCCUUUCUUCAAAAGCGAUCAGUGGAACUGGGACAACAUUCGAGAGACUGCUGCUCCUGUUGUUCCUGAGCUCAGCAGUGAUAUAGAUAGCAGUAAUUUUGAUGACAUUGAGGACGACAAGGGAGACGUGGAAACCUUUCCAAUCCCCAAAGCCUUCGUGGGAAACCAGCUGCCUUUCAUAGGAUUUACCUACUAUAGAGACAAUUUGUUGCUAAGUGACUCCUCUCAGUCUUGCAGAGAAAAUGAAUCUGUGCAAUCUAGUAAAAAUGAGAAAAGGCUAUCCCAAAAAAUCUGCUGCAGUGGACAGUCUCUGGCUACAGAGAACAGCAAAGGGCCGUUUCAGAAAAAACUAAGCAAACUAGAAGAACAGCUCAGUAAUGAAUUGCAAGCCAAAGAUGAACUAGAACAGAAGUACAGGUCUACAAGUACUCGUUUAGAGAAGAUACUGAAAGAGCUCGAUGAAGAGAUAACUUCAAGGAAGAAUGUAGAGUCUGCAGUCAGGCAGUUAGAGAGAGAGAAGGCUCUUCUUCAGCAUAAGAAUACAGAAUACCAGAGAAAAGCAGAACAUGAAGCAGAUAAGAAACGCAAUUUGGAAAAUGAGGUUAACAGUUUGAAAGACCAGCUUGAAGAUUUAAAAAAGAGGAAUCAGAACUCUCAAAUAUCUAAUGAGAAAAUCAAUCAACUACAAAGACAGUUGGAUGAAGCCAAUUCUUUGCUGCGGUCAGAGUCUGAUACUGCAGCCAGGUUAAGGAAGAACCAGACAGAAAGCACAAAGCAAAUCCAGCAGCUGGAAACUAAUAAUAGAGAACUACAAGAUAAGAACUGCCUGCUAGAGAAUGCGAAACUCAAACUGGAGAAGGAGUAUCUCAAUCUUCAGUCAGCUCUAGAAUCAGAAAGGAGAGAUCGAAGUCAUGGAUCAGAGAUUAUCAGUGAUUUACAAGGUCGAAUAUCUAGCCUUGAAGAAGAAGUGAAAAGUGGAAAGAGUGCAUUAGCCAAACUGGAAAUGGAGAAAAGACAAUUGCAGGAAAAGCUCACAGAUUUAGAAAAGGAAAAGAGCAACAUGGAAAUAGAUAUGACAUAUAAAUUUAAAGUUAUGCAGCAGAACCUUGAGCAAGAAGAAGCUGAACAUAAAGCCACAAAAGCACGAUUAGCAGACAAAAACAAGAUCUAUGAAUCUAUAGAGGAAGCAAAAUCUGAAGCCAUGAAAGAAAUGGAGAAGAAACUUUUGGAAGAGAGAGCUUUAAAGCAAAAAGUAGAAAAUCGGUUGUUGGAAGCUGAAAAGCAGCGCUCCAUGUUGGACUGUGAUCUCAAACAAUCACAACAGAAAAUCAAUGAGCUCCUUAUGCAAAAGGAUAUACUAAAUGAAGAUGUAAAAAACUUGACAUUAAAAAUAGAGCAAGAAACACAAAAGCGCUGUCUCACUCAAAAUGACCUCAAGAUGCAAACGCAGCAGGUCAACACCUUGAAAAUGUCAGAGAAGCAGUUAAAACAGGAGAAUAACCAUCUUCAGGAAAUCAAAUUAAGUCUGGAAAAACAAAACAAUGAACUCCGCAAGGAACGUCAAGAUGCAGAUGGACAAAUGAAAGAGCUUCAAGACCAACUCGAAGCUGAACAGUAUUUCUCGACUUUGUAUAAGACGCAAGUUCGAGAACUUAAAGAAGAAUGUGAGGAAAAGACCAAAAUUUGUAAAGAAAUGCAGCAAAAGAUACAAGAGUUACAGGAUGAGAGAGAUUCCUUGGCUGCUCAACUAGAGAUUACUUUGACAAAAGCAGAUUCAGAACAACUUGCCCGUUCCAUUGCUGAAGAGCAGUACUCUGAUUUGGAAAAAGAGAAGAUUAUGAAAGAGCUGGAGAUUAAAGAGAUGAUGGCAAGGCAUAAACAGGAACUUACUGAGAAAGAUGCCACCAUAGCUUCGUUGGAGGAAGCAAAUAGGACACUAACCAGUGAUGUGGCUAAUCUUGCUAAUGAGAAAGAAGAACUAAACAAUAAACUGAAGGAAGUACAAGAACAAAUUACAAAACUAAAAGAAGAAGAAACAAAUAUAGGAAAUAUUAAAGCACAAUUUGAGAAACAGUUGUUGACUGAAAGAACAUUAAAAACCCAGGCUGUGAAUAAAUUGGCUGAGAUCAUGAAUCGGAAGGGUCCAGUCAAACGUGGAUCUGACACUGAUGUACGGCGGAAGGAAAAGGAAAAUAGGAAGCUGCAUAUGGAACUGAAGUCUGAACGAGAAAAGUUAACCCAAAUGAUGAUCAAAUAUCAGAAGGAAAUAAAUGAAAUGCAGGCACAAAUUGCAGAAGAGAGUCAGAUCCGAAUUGAACUGCAGAUGACUCUGGACAGCAAGGACAGUGACAUUGAACAGCUUCGUUCCCAGCUGCAGUCCCUGCACAUUGGGCUGGACAACAGCAGCAUUGGCAGCGGGCCUGGAGAUGCUGAGGCAGAUGAUGGAUUCCCUGAAUCAAGAUUGGAAGGCUGGCUAUCACUGCCUGUUAGAAAUAACACUAAAAAAUUUGGAUGGGUUAAAAAGUAUGUAAUUGUAAGCAGUAAGAAGAUCCUGUUCUAUGACAGCGAACAAGAUAAAGAACAAUCUAAUCCCUAUAUGGUAUUGGAUAUAGACAAACUCUUCCAUGUCCGACCAGUCACUCAGACUGAUGUGUACAGAGCAGAUUCCAAGGAGAUUCCAAGGAUAUUCCAGAUUCUAUAUGCUAAUGAAGGAGAGAGCAAAAAGGAACAGGAAUUUCCUGUGGAGCCCAUGGGAGAGAAAUCAAAUUACAUUUGUCACAAAGGACAUGAGUUUAUACCUACCCUUUACCACUUUCCAACCAAUUGUGAAGCUUGUAUGAAGCCACUGUGGCAUAUGUUUAAACCUCCUCCUGCUCUGGAAUGUCGCCGCUGCCACAUCAAAUGUCACAAAGAUCACAUGGAUAAAAAAGAAGAGAUUAUAGCGCCUUGCAAAGUGUACUAUGAUAUUUCUACGGCAAAGAAUCUACUACUGUUAGCUAAUUCUACGGAAGAACAGCAAAAAUGGGUGAGCCGACUGGUGAAAAAAAUACCCAAGAAGCCUCCAGCACCAGACCCCUUUGCUCGAUCUUCUCCCAGAACUUCCAUGAAGGUACAGCCAAACCAGUCCAUCAGACGACCAAGUCGACAGCUUCCUCCAAACAAACCAAGAUUACUUGAUCUGGCAUUUAAGGACUGGGAUUGGUCAUUUGAUGAUGUUGAUGAUAUUGAUGGUGAUGAUGAUGACGAUGUUUUUGAUUUCUGAAGAAGUAUAAGGGCUAACUGCUUUCUGUGAAUGCAGACACAGUUCAAGGUGAUAAUUUUCUUCCCAUUACAGCAAGACUGAAACAUAUCCCAAAAUAUAUUAAAAAUAUAUAUUUUCCUGAGAGAUUGUGCUAUAUAUAUCAGAGGUUUACAUUUUUGCUGCAAUAUAAAUUACUAAUCUCUGAGGGUUUUCCUGUAUUCUCCCAAGUGACUGAUCAAUUGAGGAAUGGUUGGCAAAUAGUAAAAGGAUAUGUUAGGUAACCUUUUAAACUCUGUUCCACAAAAGCAAGACACAUACACUACAUUUCAUUAAAGGAUCAAGAGGAAUGAAUAUUAAAAUGGAAGAAACUGACUUCUCAGCUUUUGUAAAGAUGCCACCAGCACGUCUGCAAGUAGAACCGGAGGAAGAUCCACCAUAGUGAUAUAGACUGCAUCUGUAAGAAGUGACCAUUAUACUGUGUAUAUAUAUUGUACUGUAAUACUGCAAGAGGGUUUUAAAAAUCUUUCCACUUUAUUUUUUUAUGCUUAUUAAUCAGAUACCGUUACUUAUUGCAGUUGCAACUAUGCACUUGUAUAAAGCCAUACUGUUGAAGUUUAUAUCAUUCAUACACGUCUAUCAGAAGCUGCAUGUCAGUGUUCAGCAGCUAGUAUAGGUUUGAAGUAUGUACUAAUUUCAGCUAUACGUCAUCAUGGGCAGUCCUGUUUUACCUGUCUAAUUGCCUUAAUUUAAACUUUUUUCAAUUUUUUUUUGCCCAUUCUUUCUAUUUAAGGAAAAAGAAAGUUUACCGGCUCUUAGAAUGCAAUUUUGCUUUGUGGCAGAAAAAAUAGUGCACUAUUUUUACACCUAGUAAGUAUAUCAAUGUCAGCCUAUUUUGAAUGUAUAUUGACUGGUUUUAAGGGUGGAGAAGUGUUGGUUACAGAAACAAUGUCAGAGAGCAUUGGAAUUACCAGACCAUUUGCUUGUACAUGUAACUGCUCAUCCAGCCCUUUUUACGAACCUCAAUACUAGUUAUUGACUUAUAUUAACCCUCAUUAAGUGCUAUGAAACUUCAUUUUGCCUUGUUUUUGCAUACUCUCCUAGAUGUGUUUUUUUUUUUUAUUUCUGGAAAGAAAAAGAAUCUGUGACUAUUUUUACAUUUCACAACACAAUAUCCAAGGACUGUCACAAACUUUAAGAAAAGUAAAACAUACUGUAGAUGUAUUUUAAAGUUUUAAUCUGGUUCUCUAGCACAUAGCUGUAGGCAUAGAUAAAUAUUUCAGUAGUGUGUUUUGAGAACUGAUAGCUGGGAAGAAAGGGCCUCAGAGGCACUUAAUCUGACUUCUUUUUUUUAACUUGGAGUUGUACAAAAAAUAUAAUUUAUGUGGGCUCAUUCAUGAUGUGUUCAUAAUUAUCCCAGAAAAUGCAUGUUUUAUACAACUACAGUAUGCGAUGUUAAACAUAUUGACAGUAAAAAAUAUAGUCUCCUAUUUGGUCUCUUUAUAUAUAUAUAAAUAUAUAUAUAUAUUUAAAAUAUAUAUAUAUAUAAAAUAUUGUGUGGGAGUGCAGUAAUUUAAAAUAUGAUCUAACACUUCAAUGAAGGAGGACAUUUCACUUUAAAUUUGUUUUUGUUUUUGUUUUUUAAAGAGUGUUGAAAUGUUUGGAAGGAUAGGACCAUGAUUUAUUUAACACUAUCAUGAAAAGUGAACUUGGAAACACUGAAAUACUGAAAAUUAAAAAAUAUAUUUACAUUUUGUAACCUCUACUGCAGUUCAGCUUAACAGAGCCAGAAUGUAUUCAGUCUUCUAUUUAUGCACUCACAAAGUAAAAUGUUGUUUGUGAGUUCUUAAAAUCGAAGCUAAAACUUUCAUAUCAUUUUUAUUAGGUAUUCUAACCCAGCACACAGCUACAGUGUUUUUUCCCUGCUUGUUUUGAUUUACAGAAGUACGGUAUAUUUUUAGGUAAUGCAGAUAUGCAUAGAGAACAACAUUAAAAAUGUAUACAGUAAAACUGUUUCCGUUCACUGAAUGCAUAAAUAUUUUAUAUAUAUAUAUAAAAAAAUGUUACAUUGUGGGAAGUUCUAUCCUUUUCUGAAUUGGAGAAUAUUAUAUAUAUAUUUUUAAAUAAACUAUUUGAGUAAGGUAAAAUA